AUGAGCAUUCAAUGGGCUACCGGGUCUUUAUCUGAGAUGCAGAGCACGCGCUCCGCGAUAACUGGCCAGGACUUCUACCCGACCUUCCUAAAAGACCAGGUUGGAAUGGAUGCGACAGAUACCACGGUGAUCACUGUCUUGAACGUGUUGCUGUCAUAUAUCCUCAGCGGUGCUAUUAUCCCUGCGUCUAUCCUGCCACGCAACAUGUCGUUGGCCGCCUGUGCCUUCUUCGAGCAGUUCUUUGUCGGCGAUUUUGGGGGCCGAUUGGUCGGGUUGACCUAUCAGCUCGGCAACUUGGGGUCUUCUGCAUCUGCGACCAUCCAAUCCAUCACUGGCGAACGGUAUCCUCUGUCAUUGGGGCCUGAUGGGAAGAAGCGAUUCAACUAUGGUAAGGUCGUUGCCAUAUUCAUGGGUGCAAUGUCGCAGGAAGAACGCGAUGAAGAAGCCGAGGCUGCACAGCACCUGCAGCGACUGCGAGCCGAAGUAGUUAGUCUGGCGGAGAUUGGACAACGGCAGUUCAAAGGAAAGAGGAUGGAGCGCGAAGAUCUGGCUGAUGUUGGUCAUGCCGAGGGGACUGUGUAG
Molecule: messenger RNA, 582 nt
Organism: Penicillium atrosanguineum
Lineage: Eukaryota; Fungi; Ascomycota; Eurotiomycetes; Eurotiales; Aspergillaceae
Product: Argininosuccinate lyase
Exons: 5
Coding region: 1-582 (193 amino acids)
Biological process (GO): plasma membrane lactate transport
Cellular component (GO): plasma membrane
Molecular function (GO): secondary active monocarboxylate transmembrane transporter activity
Source: RefSeq, a predicted model, not a curated record